UAGAUCGCAUGCGAUGAGUAAUACCGUUUGUCGUGCUGAGUGACGUCGUCCAGCGGCAGCCGGCGAGCGGCGCGCAGACCUUUCAGUUCGAAACUGCGGAGAGGCACGACAGGAUCACCUCCGCACUCCUCAUAUCUCCUAAUUUCAGUGACACCGCACCCACUAUUGAUUACUUUGAUCUGUCUCAUCUAGUCGCUUUCAUAUUAAAUAAAAAUGGAUAGCUCGGACGGUUUAAUAGGAGGGUUGGCGAGUGGCGACGGUGCGGCUCCAGCCACCAUGAAGCGCGAUCAGGACUCUACGGACGACUUCGAACAUUUGGAUCGGGACGGGAAGCGAGAGGAAGCGGAGGAGUCACCUCUCCACAAACAGGACGCGGCGAGACACGCCACACAGAGCUUCCUGGACAUGGAACGUGACGAGUUCGUGGAUACGACUCGGGCGCCCUCCGUUUCCGACAAGAUGGACCACGUCGCCGACAAGUUCACGGACAGCGAAUCCGACGCGGAUACAGCGGGGGAGUCGCCCUUGCAUCUCCCGGAGCCACCUAAGGCCGUUCCCCCACCGGCCGCCGCAGUCUCGGCCCCGGCUCCUGUCUCUGAACCCAAACCCGAUCUGAAAUCCGAAACACUGGCAGAACCUAAGCCGGUCGUGGAACAACCUAAACCGGAGCCCAAGCCACCAGCGGAGGAACCCACACCGGAGCCCGAACAGAAGAAGCCGGUCCCUUCGCCGGUACAGGCCCCUAUGCAGCCCCACGUGGAUCCGGUGCAGAAGAAGCAGGAGGAGCCGACCCCUCAGCCGGCCGUGCAGCCGUCGCCUCAGCCCCCGCGUGCUCCGUCUGCUCACGUCAUCGAGGCCGAGGUCAUCUUCUGCCAGAUAGGACUCGAUGCUUGGUUCGACCCGCAAAGGCUACACCCCGAAGUGGAGUCCCUGAUCUACUGGCGGUGUGCGGCGCGGUCGGGUGCCGCUCUGGGUGCCGGCCUGGUGCUGCUGGUGGCGCUCGCGUGCUGCUCGGUGGUGUCGGUGCUGGCGUACGGCUCGCUGCUGGCCCUCGUCGCCGCCGUCGCCUUCCGCAUCUACAAGAACGUGCUGCAGGCCGUGCAGAAGACCAACGAGGGUCAUCCUUUCAAAUGGCUGCUGGAGAAGGACGUGAGUGUGUCGGUGGAGCGCGCGCAGUCGCUGGCCGCGUCCGCCACCGCGCAGCUAAACGCCGCGCUCGCUGAACUGAGACGGUUGUUCCUGGUGGAGGACCUGGUCGACUCCCUCAAGUUCGGCGUGCUGCUGUGGUGCCUCACGUACGUGGGCGCCUGCUUCAACGGCAUCACGCUCAUCAUCCUGGGCUGGAUAGCUCUGUUCACAUUGCCUAAGGCGUACGAGAUGAACAAGGCGCAGGUGGACGCCAACCUGGAGCUGGCGCGCGCCAAGAUAAACGAAAUCUCGGCCAAAGUGCGCGCGGCCGUGCCCCUGGGACGGAAGGCGGAGAGCGAGAAGGACAAGUAGAGCGGCGGCACGUGACGCGCACGACACGACCGGCCCGGGGACGACACGACACACGCCACCUCCCGCGUCACGUGACAACGCCGCCCACGUCAGCUCGGCGCCGGAGUCCCUCGCCGUCUGUCAUAUUCAUAAUUACUUGUAUUCGAUGAACACAUUAAUUACGUGUAAAGCUUUACGAGACGAGUCAUGCGGAGAUUAUUGUAUUUGCUUUUUGAAAUUUUAAAUUAAAAUAAUUGUCGAACUAUGAGAUGGUUUCAUUGUGCGAGGCCCGAGGCCCCAGGCUGCGAGGCGGACGAGUCUCGAAGCUUGUUACUUUCUGUCUCUUAUAUUUUCCUCCGUCUCUAAGCAUAGCUUCCGCCGCUUCGCCCCUCUACCGACUAGUUCCUAGUGUUUAAGCUGACGCCUGCGCUCGAGGUCGAUGACCCGCAGCAUUUCUUGUGUAAAUUAUGAUGAUUAUUUAAAAUUUUAUGUUGUAAAUUGGAAAUCUUUUGAAGAGUGCAAUGGAUACAUUUAUGUUUCGGUUAUGAAAUUAAUAUAUAUGUCUUGUUUUUAUCUUAAUAAAAGGUUGUAUAAUUUGA
Danaus plexippus (monarch butterfly) is the source of this 2078-nucleotide messenger RNA. RefSeq names its product reticulon-3-B (gene Rtnl1). Bases 214 to 1500 code for a protein of 428 amino acids. The record is from RefSeq and is a predicted model, not a curated record. NCBI's taxonomy places the organism in Eukaryota, Metazoa, Arthropoda, Insecta, Lepidoptera, Nymphalidae. The transcript has 7 exons.